This is a messenger RNA of Chenopodium quinoa (quinoa), 1366 nucleotides long. Its product is annotated as meiotic nuclear division protein 1 homolog. The record is from RefSeq and is a predicted model, not a curated record. The coding region runs from base 313 to 972 and encodes 219 amino acids. Gene Ontology annotation, biological process: reciprocal meiotic recombination. The transcript has 12 exons. Lineage: Eukaryota; Viridiplantae; Streptophyta; Magnoliopsida; Caryophyllales; Amaranthaceae. Gene Ontology annotation, molecular function: double-stranded DNA binding. Gene Ontology annotation, cellular component: nucleus.
CCCGUGACAUAGUUUAACCCGCCCUUAACAAGUAGUAGGCAAAACCCUUGGUGGGAAAGGGAAGAGGGAUUUUCUCACCGCCUGUUUUUGAAAUUUUAGGAAACAGGCGAUUGUUCUUUCUACUUUUUCAAGAAUAGAACAUACCCAAUCUCAUCCUCUCUACACUGUCACUACCAUCUUCAGGUUUUCUUCCAAGGUUACUCAAAUUUCCAUAUACUUAGCUCUAAACUCACAGAUUUUACAAAAACAUUCGCGGUUUUGGGAACCUGUUUGAUUCGGUGGUUGAUUAUUCAUUGAUAUUGUUUAACAAACAUGUCCAAGAAGAGAGGUCUUUCACUCGAAGAGAAGCGUGAGAAAAUGCUUCAGAUAUUUUAUGACUCGCAAGAUUUCUUCCUUCUUAAGGAACUUGAAAAGAUGGGGCCAAAGAAAGGUGUCAUUAGUCAAUCAGUGAAGGAUGUUAUCCAAAGUCUUGUGGAUGAUGACCUUGUCUUGAAGGACAAGAUUGGAAGUUCUAUUUACUUUUGGAGUCUUCCUAGCACUGCUGGGAAUCAGCUUAGGAAUGUGUCUCGUAAACUAGAAUCUGAUCUUCAUGCCAGCAAGAAACGCUAUGGUGAAUUGAUGGAACAAUGCGCUUCCCUGAAGAAAGGACGUGAAGAAUCUGAUGAGAGAGAGGAGGCUUUAAGCGAGUUAAAAUCUGUUCAGCUGAAGCACAAUGAACUGAAGGAGGAACUGGCUCAGUAUGCAGAUAAUGAUCCUGCUGCUUUUGAGACAAUGAAAAAAGCUAUAGAAGUUUCAUAUUCAGCUGCCAACAGAUGGACAGAUAAUAUAUUCACGUUGCGGCAAUGGUGUGCAAACAAUUUUCCACAGGCUAAAGAACAACUUGAACACAUGUACCAGGAGGCUGGAAUAACAGAUGAUUUUGACUAUAUAGAGUUACCAAAUCUUUCUUCACUAGGAGCUCCAGAUAACUAGUUAGAAGACUGGAAAGCAUAAUUUUUGCUGGUGGCUAGUUGAGCAAUUUCCUUUGAAUAACCAGACUUGAAUGUAAUGUGUAUCUCAGUAUCUGCUUGUGUUUGCGGUUGAACAAUUUGCUGUGAAAACUGCUUAGCUCUAUCCAUUUCCCUAGAACUAGCAAACAUUGUUUAGCUUAUAGUCUUUGUCAAUAUCAUUUGACAUACAUAUUGACAAAUGUACAUAUUUCGCUUGUAAUGGGUCGUAGCAUACUAGCAUGUACUUCCUACUUGCCCUUUUCUAUCCUUCCCGUUUAUUCUUGUAUGUAAUGAUCUCAUGGAAGUCCUAUCACUCGUAUGAAAUACUUCAUAGCAUUUAGCACCGAUUUGUCAUAUUGCUAAAUCUUUUCAUUAAA